This is a messenger RNA of Brenthis ino (lesser marbled fritillary), 732 nucleotides long. NCBI's taxonomy places the organism in Eukaryota, Metazoa, Arthropoda, Insecta, Lepidoptera, Nymphalidae. The record is from the annotation of a GenBank genome assembly.
AUGAAGACCGCACUAAUUACGGGAGCGAAUCGCGGCUUAGGACUCGGAAUGGUGAAAUAUUUAACUAAACAUAAUAAAGCCGAGAAUAUAUUCGCGACAUGCCGACGACAGUCUGAGGAGUUAACUCAAAUUUCACAAGAACACAAAAAUCUUCACAUAUUACAUUUAGAUGUUACAGAUAUGAAACAAAUUACUGAUGUGGCAUCACAAAUGACAAAAAUUAUAGGAGAUCGAGGUUUGAACCUCUUAAUAAAUAAUGCUGGUGUUUCUACAAAAUUUACAAAGUUGGGAUUAGUGAAAGCAGAACAGUUGCUCGAGAAUCUAAACGUGAACGCUAUUGCUCCUAUUAUGCUAACAAAGGCUCUACUCCCUUUACUGAAACAAGCAUCUGAAGCUAACUGUGAUAAACCGAUGGGUUCGCAGCGUGCGGCUGUCAUCAACAUGAGUUCUAUAUUAGGAUCCAUUGCACAAAACGAUCAAGGCGGCUUUUAUCCAUACAGAUGUUCAAAGGCAGCAUUAAACGCAGCAAGUAAAUCAAUGAGUAUAGACUUGAAAAAGGAUCAAAUCGUCGUAGUGUCCAUGCAUCCAGGGUGGGUGAAAACUGAAAUGGGUGGCAAGAAUGCUCCACUGGAUGUCGAGACUAGUGUAACGGGUAUAUUCGACACCAUUGAGAAACUUCGACAAGAAGAUACUGGGAAAUUUUUUCAAUAUAAUGGCUCUGAGUUGCCAUGG